AUGACGGCCAGGAUCGUGUCGUGGGUGACGCCCAACGAGCUGGGCAGCAGCACCGUCAUGUACGGCGAGGCAGCCUCGCCGUCUCGGGAAAACGCCCAGCUCUAUACGUCGCACUAUAUACGAGACCAGCGGCGGCGACGCCACGUCGGCGACCUCCCCUACGCCGACAACCACCCGCUCCACGACCACGCCCGCUGGGGCACGUGGGCGCGCUUCGUGGAGCUUAGCGCGGCGCACCAGCCCUGGGUCCUGGCGGCGGGCAACCACGAGCUGUACUUCGCCCCGGAAGCUGGGCGAGCCCAUGCCGUUCAAGCCCUUCGCCCACCGCCACCCAACGCCGCACCGCGCGCCGCCAGCAGCACGGCGCCGUUCUGGUACUCAUCAGGUUGGCCUCCGCGCAUGUCGUCGUGCUCAAUCGCGUCCUACUCCGCCUACGCCGUACACGCCGCAGUGGGCGUGGCUGCGAGCGGAGCUGCCGCGCGUCGACCGGGACGCCACGCCGUGACCGCGCCCUGCUACAACAGCAACGCCUACCACUACACAUGGAGCGCGACUGGAGAGCAUGCGGCUGCAGUUCGAGCGCUGCCGGCUCGUCGACGCCAGCCGACCUCGUCCUCGUCCUCGCCGGCCACAUCCACUCGUACGAGCGCAGCCACCGCGUGUCCAACGUCGCCUACGACGUCGUCAACGGCAGGUCCGCCCGUCGGGAACGUGGGCGCCUCGGUCUACGUCACCGUCGGUGACGGCGGCAACAUCGACGGCGUCGCCGACAACUUCACGUACGCGCCCGCAGCCGAGCUACUUGGCGUUCAGUGA
This is a messenger RNA of Miscanthus lutarioriparius, 816 nucleotides long. Lineage: Eukaryota; Viridiplantae; Streptophyta; Magnoliopsida; Poales; Poaceae. The record is from the annotation of a GenBank genome assembly.